This is a messenger RNA of Ostreobium quekettii, 1308 nucleotides long. The record is from the annotation of a GenBank genome assembly. NCBI's taxonomy places the organism in Eukaryota, Viridiplantae, Chlorophyta, Ulvophyceae, Bryopsidales, Ostreobiaceae.
AUGCCUUCCUGGGCGGAGGCCUACCGGGAGUGGGCGCGCGCCCACCCCGGCGUCCUGCAGUCCGCGGGCGAGACUCUGGACCAGCUGACGUGGCUGCUGCCGCAGCGCUUCAGCGGCUCGGAGGUGCUGUCCGAGAGCCUGAGCGCGGCGCUGGGCCUGGCGGGCCUCUGGCACGGAUGGUUCGUCAGCGACUGGGAAGCGCCGGGACAGUCGGCGCCGUGGCCGAUGCUACUGGCGAUUGUGAGGAGGGUUGAGGUGCUGGUGGAGAUGCGUGCCAGUUAUCUAGAAGACCUAGGGAAAUGGAGCAAAUAUGGACCCCUUAUGGUCGUGGAAUUGACCAAGUCGCUCUUGCGACUGUUCAUGUUCCAGAGCAUGGCUUCCCAUCUUGCAAUCGACUCUGACACACCCACGAUCCGGAUGCAAGCCCCCACGGGGCCUGGCACACCCUACUCCGCAUCCUGUGGUGACCGGCCCCCAGCCCUUAUCACCGCAUUCGCAAGGCUGAGGAAUAGAGACAGGGUGCUGUCACCUGAGAUGGUGCAAUUGAUGCCCCAAGGCUUGAACGACGAUCCCCCCUCAGCACAAUGUAGCCAGGGCACUGAUGGGACCGACCCAGACACCGCAAUGCACCAGGAAAUUGCACUGCCAGAUAAUGGGGAACCCAGUGGCGCCUCCGGCGUGGCAUCUCCCCGCAGCGACGGUUUUGAGGUCAUCUGGAACGAGCAUGUCAAAUCGCACGGGGAGCCCCUUUGGUGGCAGAAGCCAGGAUUGGCGCUGAGCAGCGAGGAGGGCCCGUUAGCAGCCAUGGCGAUGCCUGGGGCAUCCAGUCAGCAUGCGCUGGGCCAGAGGGUGCUGCUUGUCGGGGAGUUGUUGCAGAUCGUGCGGCCACUGCUGUAUGUGAUGGCGCUGCGAAGGAACGGCUGCCACUCAUGGGCACCCUGGCUGCUGUCCCUGGGUCUGGAGCUGACGAGCCACCACCUGGUAGCCAGGGGGGGCGACCUCAUGCGGGAGUCCGGCCUGUCGCCCCAUGACGGCCCCGGCAGCCUCCAGGAGAGCACCUUCCUGUACAUGCUGCGCCUGGCGAACUUCGAGUGGGGCCCAGCGGAGGCCAGGGAGCUACGGCGCAGGAAGAUGCUGCUGCUGCUGUACCUGCUGAGGAGCCCCUUCUUCGAUCUGGUGACUGGGCGGGUGGUGAGGGGAACCGGGCGAGUGUUCGGCAGGCUGCCACUGGUGGGGUGCCUGGCGGGGAAGGCGGUGGAGCUGCUGCUGGGGGCGCAGCAGUAUUACUCAUACACGAGCGGGAGCUAG